Molecule: messenger RNA, 2028 nt
Organism: Nilaparvata lugens (brown planthopper)
Lineage: Eukaryota; Metazoa; Arthropoda; Insecta; Hemiptera; Delphacidae
Product: piggyBac transposable element-derived protein 3-like
Exons: 2
Coding region: 745-1896 (383 amino acids)
Molecular function (GO): sequence-specific DNA binding
Source: RefSeq, a predicted model, not a curated record
GUAGAAACGAGUUCCAGUCACUAGGCGGCCAUUUUCUUUGUUCAGUGUUGAUCUAUGGACGUUUGAAAAUCUUCAUUCAGGUUAUGUCUGACAUGCACAGGCCACUGAUACUGGCAGAAAUCAUCAAUGAGCUAGAGUCAGAUGAAUAUCAAGGAGACGCAGUCAGCAGCAUCUUCAUUGAGCCACCAGAUGCUGCUGGAUUAUCAGAUGAGGACUCUGCAAAUGAGGAUGAAGGCGGGCUUAUCGACAAUCUUAGCAGCAGACAGCUGGCAGCUAAUGCUGAGAUUGUAUUCACAAAUGAUGAGAGGUAUGGAUAUGAUGUGGACUCAUCUCACAUGACCUCCGAUCCAGCCAAGGAUGACUCAGCAUCAUCAUCUACUAGUAAACGAAAGAAAACACAUAGUAGAAGAGAACCGAAUUCUCUUCCAUCUCGGGUGUGGACUAAAAACUCUGUUUUCUCUGUUCCUUUCGAUCAAACUUUUCCGGAAAGUGAUUUUUCAAAAUACUCUGAUUUUUCUUCUGUAGAGAUUUUUGAACUUUUUUUUGAUGCAGAACUUUUUCAUAUUAUGUUAGAUGAAAUAAAAAAUAUGCUGCAUUCAAGAAUAUUGCAGACCAAAUAUCACCAUUGAUGAACUGAAGUGUUUUCUAGGGAUACUCACAAUUUCGGGUUACAACUCCUUACCAGGUGUGAGAUAUUAUUGGGAGUCAGCAGAGGAUACAAGGAACCAGCUUAUUUACAAUUCUAUGAGACAAAACCGAUUUAUUCAAAUAUUGAAUCUCCUCCAUUUUGCAGAUAACAAUAACAUCAACCCAUCUGACAAACUAUGGAAGCUGAGACCCUUCAUUGAAAAGCUGCCUAGAGUCUUUAGAGACAAUUUUGUUCCUGUGCAACAACUAGCUUAUGAUGAAUCUAUGAUAGCAUAUUUUGGCCGGCAUUCCUGCAAACAAUUUAUUAGAGGAAAACCGAUACGGUUUGGAUACAAAGUGUGCUGCUUGAAUACUUUUAAUGGCUAUCUAGUGGUCGUUGAAGUUUAUCAAGACAAGUCUGUUCAUUCAUAUGAUAAGGACUUUGGAAAAGCUGCUGCGCCGAUGGUGAGGAUGCUAAAUGAGUUGGGUCCUAAAAAAGACCUUCCUUACCAUUUAUACUUCGAUAAUUUAUUUACUGAUGUUGACCUAUUGGUUCAUUUGAGAGAAAAUCAUUAUCAAGGAACUGGUACAAUUCGAAUGAACCGUGUACCCAAAGAUUGCAGCAUAAUUUCCAUGAAAGACAUCAAGUCAAAGGAGAGAGGAUUUGUUAGUAAUGAUAAUAUACUCAUUGCUCGCUGGCAGGAUAAUGCACCAGUAACUGUUGCAUCUACUAUACAUGGAAUCAAUCCUAUUGUCAAUGUGAACAGGUAUUCAAAAAGAGAAAAGAAAACCGUUUUAGUCAAGCGCCCAUAUCUAAUAAGUGAGUAUAAUAAGUUUAUGGGUGGCACUGAUCUGAUGGAUGAAAAUAUCAAUUGCUACAGGGUCAGUGUCCGCAGUAAGAAAUGGUGGUGGUCAAUAUUUUCCUGGUGUUUUGAUGUAUGCUAUCAGAAUGCUUGGCAUCUCUAUAAUAUGUCCCAUCUGCAAAAAAUGUCUCAGCUGGAAUUCAAAAGAAAUGUGGCAGUGUUUUAUUUGAAAACACUUGGAAUUCAACCUCAAGUUGGUGGAAGAAGAAGCAUGCGUCCACAAGCAGCACCUGCAUUCGAGGAUCUUUGGUAUGAUAGACUGGAUCAUUUCAUCAUCCAGAAUGAGGGUAAUAAAAGAAGAAGAUGUGCGGGACCCAAUUGCACUGGAAGUGUUCGUACUGGAUGUCAGAAGUGCAAUGUAGGACUUUGCAUUCCAUGUUUUAUGGAAUAUCACACAAAAAAAUGACAUUUCUUCUACAGUAUUCAUAUAAAAAAAAUGAAUUUUUCACAUAUUUAUACAUAUCAAUAAACAUAUAAUAUCAUUUACAAACAUAUUUUGAUGUACAUUGAUAGAAAUAAAGAGCAUAAUUAACUAUUA